GUACUUUCAAGAAAAUAAAGCAUCUUCCUAAAUGUACUGAAUGUAAUGACAUACCAUGGCUAAACACCUGCGAGCACACCAUAGGUGAAAAAUUCUGGCUUUCCCUUCUGCUGCAGCUCCAGGACACGUACUCAAAGAGCGGCGUUGCUUGUCUCACCGGGGAGGAAAUGGGGAAUUUAAUCCAAAACUUGGAUCUAAUCGAAAGUGAAGACAGAGUGGCUGAUUCCUGCUGGUAAGUAAAGUGGCACCUGGGAAAGUUAAUUAAAAAGAUGAUGUCAAGAAGCUACAAGGAAAACAUAUCUGCAGUCAAUGCUGAAAGAGCCCUGAUGGUGUCACGCACUGACGGGCAGCGGCCACACAACCCUGUCAACAGGAUCGUGGUGCAUCUGGUGGGCAACAGCAACAGGAAGAAUUCCCUGUCCCCACGCAGUAAGGGAAAACCUUUAAAAACAGUUAAAGAUUACAAAAACAACUGGGAAUCGUCCAGGAAAGGCCAUUCUUUCCUUUACAACGUGGAGCUGAGAGAUGGUGAGUUAGUGAUACCGCAAACAGGCUUUUAGUACAUCUACUCACAAGCUUAUUUUUGUUUCUGUGAAAACGAGAACGAGGAUUCAGAUUUGUUGGUACAAAUCAGGAACCCCAAACAGCUUGUCCAAUAUAUUUACAAACUGACUAAUUACCCAGAGCCCAUUUUGCUAAUGAAAAGUGCAAGAACAAGCUGCUGGUCUAAAAAGGCACAAUGUGGACUUUAUUCCAUCUACCAAGGUGGUGUGUUUCAGCUGAAAAGAGAGGACAGGAUUUUUGUCUCUGUCAGUAAUAGUGACGUAGUUAACAUGGACAAAGCAGCAAGUUUUUCUGAAGACUUUAUGAUCUGUUAA
Molecule: messenger RNA, 878 nt
Organism: Pterocles gutturalis (yellow-throated sandgrouse)
Lineage: Eukaryota; Metazoa; Chordata; Aves; Pterocliformes; Pteroclidae
Gene: TNFSF10
Product: tumor necrosis factor (ligand) superfamily, member 10
Biological process (GO): immune response
Cellular component (GO): membrane
Molecular function (GO): tumor necrosis factor receptor binding; CD40 receptor binding
Source: RefSeq, a predicted model, not a curated record